AUGGGAAUAGGGGUGGGUACGGAGGGUAUGGUCCAGGGUAGAGGAAUAGCGGUGGGCAUCGAUGAGACAUCGGUGAAGGAUGGUGCAGGGGCGGGUGUAGUAGGCGGGCCGUCCGUGGGUACAAAGAAGAUUCCAUCUGCUAUUUUGUGGGAUGCCGUGGCCCAAUCGUCGGAUAUGACCCAGGGCGAUGGAAUGGCGCAUCGCUUGGCAAAUUUGCCGUUCGAAGUCCAUUGGAGGCGUUCGUCAGUGAAAAAUUCGACGUCGCGGCUAUGA
Molecule: messenger RNA, 273 nt
Organism: Sphaeroforma arctica JP610
Lineage: Eukaryota; Ichthyosporea; Ichthyophonida
Exons: 1
Coding region: 1-273 (90 amino acids)
Source: RefSeq, a predicted model, not a curated record